Messenger RNA from Fimicolochytrium jonesii, 525 nucleotides. RefSeq lists its product as uncharacterized. Lineage: Eukaryota; Fungi; Chytridiomycota; Chytridiomycetes; Spizellomycetales; Powellomycetaceae. Gene Ontology annotation, molecular function: ADP-ribosylglutamate-[protein] hydrolase activity. The transcript is spliced from 4 exons. Gene Ontology annotation, cellular component: nucleoplasm. The annotation marks the transcript as partial. Gene Ontology annotation, biological process: peptidyl-glutamate ADP-deribosylation; purine nucleoside metabolic process; DNA damage response. The record is from RefSeq and is a predicted model, not a curated record.
GAUGAUGUGCUGAAUGACAAGAUUGUGCUGUGGAAGGGCGAUAUUACGAGGCUGGAGAUAGACGCUAUUGUCAAUGCGGCGAAUAGGUCGUUGUUGGGGGGUGGUGGGGUGGACGGAGCGAUACACAGCGCGGCGGGCAGAGGCCUCUACCAAGAAUGCAAGACGCUGGGAGGAUGCGAGACUGGAGACGCAAAGAUAACCGCCGGAUACGAGCUUCCCGCCAAGCAUGUUAUCCACACCGUUGGACCAAUAGGUUUCCACCCUGAAACGUUGACGAGCGCCUAUAAACGAUGCCUGGAAGUCGCGGAGGAGCACGGGGUGCGGACCAUUGCGUUUUGCUGCGUCUCCACUGGGAUCUACGGAUACCCGAACCUCCAAGCCGCCAGCACCGCCAUCCGCACCGUCCGCCGAUACCUCUCCAACCCCACCGCCGCCCAAAAUUUCGACCGCAUCGUCUUCUGCCUUUUCCUCCCCGUCGACUUCGACGCCUACCACGAGCUCGUGCACGUCUAUUUCCCACCACCG